Molecule: messenger RNA, 163 nt
Organism: Racocetra persica
Lineage: Eukaryota; Fungi; Glomeromycota; Glomeromycetes; Diversisporales; Gigasporaceae
Source: the annotation of a GenBank genome assembly
AUGCUACAAGAAGAAACACGAGAAAGAGAAUUUGGAAUUCUUAAGAAUCAUUAUAAUAAAGAAGAGAUUCUUAUUGUACAAGGCAGUAAUAAACAAUUGAUUCCUGUUAAAAAUAUUUUAGAUCCUGCAUAUAAUGUUGGAAAAGGAGCACUAUGCAAGAAAU